AUGAGCCAAAAAAGGUCUUUCAACAGAAGUGGGAAUGAUCGAAAUGGAUUUAGAGGGUUUAAAAGUGGUAGAAAGGAACUUCGACAGAUCAAAAAGGCCAGAAAACCAUCGAAAAAUGAAGAAAUUGUCGUUGAUCAAAAUUUAGCUGAUGAGUUCUCCUCAGAGUCUGAAAAUGAGGCCCGAGAGGACAUAGAGAGUGGAAACGAUGCUGCAGACAGUGGAGAAGUUUAUAGUGCACUUUUGACACUUUUAAAGCAUGAAAAUCGAGGUCAAGUCGGUAAGAAGAAUGGGGAUGAGACUGGAACUGGCGAAGAUCGAGAUGUGGAAGUCGAACCCACCGGUUCAGGCGAUCAAUUGAUCGAGGAAGGGCUUGUUCCUGAUGACACUUCUGAUUUAGAUGACGGUGAGGAACAGGAAUCAGAGGUAGAGGACAGUGAAGACGAAGAAGAUCCAUUCCAGUCGCAUUUCAAUGCGGUUUCCGAGCGAGAGGCCGACUCUUUGCAAGCCGGCUUUGAUGCAGGUUCUUUGAAGACGUUUUCGACAAAGAAUACUGAGGACAACGGCCAAGAAAGUUUUAUCUUCACCCAACCAUGCGUAGAGCCAAACAAGUGUCACACACCCAGCGGGAAACAAUCAUUGUCUUCGUAUUUCAUCAAGAACAGACUCAAGGUCCAGAACGAUUUGCUGGACUCCAGCAAGGAUCCUCUCACGUCUCUCCAGAGAAAGCUGGUUGACCCGAUAUUUCAGUAUCGCGAUUUACUAUACGAAUACGCCAAUUAUGACAACGAGGACGAAUAUCGGGAUCUGUACACACUGCAUUUACUAAACCAUGUGUACAAGACCCGUGAUAGAAUCUUGAAGGACAAUCAACGAUUGCAGGAUAAUAAUGAACAAGAACUACUUGAUCAGGGUUUUACAAGGCCCAAAGUGUUGUUAGUGUUGCCCACACGCGACGUUUGCCAUAAAGUCGUCACCAAAAUCAUCGAAAAAUCUGGUGUGGCUCAAGUUGACAAGAAGGGCAAAUUCCAAGACCAGUUCAAUGCGCGUGCGGAACCUCCGACCCAUAAACCCAAGUCAUUUCAGCAUAUUUUCAGCGGUAACACUGACGAUUUUUUCGUUUUAGGCAUGAAGUUCACAAGAAAGGCCAUCAAGCUCUACAGCAAUUUUUACCAAUCAGAUGUCAUCGUGUGCUCUCCGUUGGGCAUUCAGCUUAUCCUCGAGAAUACAGACAAGAAAAAGAGACAGGAUGAUUUCUUGUCAUCGGUAGAACUCAUGAUUUAUGACCAGUUUCACUCGAUCGAGUUUCAGAACGUGCAACAUGUUACUUCCAUCUUCGCACAUAUCAAUAAGAUACCGCAACAGCAGCAUGAUGCAGAUUUCAGUAGAAUACGCAUGUGGUACAUUAACGACCAAGCCAAACAAUUCCGUCAAACGCUCAUUUUCACCAAAUAUGCGUCUCCUUUUGCCAACUCCUUAAUCAACGGCAGAUGCCGCAACCACGCUGGCCGGUGGAAAAAUAGGAGAACAAUAGGCGCUGAGGAGUCGGCAGUAAGUCAAGUCGGACUACGUGUUCGCCAAAUUUUCCAACGCUUUGAUUUAGUUAACAAGUCUGUCUCUGAAGAGCCGGACGCACGUUUCAAAUUCUUCACAAGCGUCAUCAUACCCAAUAUGGUCAAAUCCACCGGUUACGAGGACGGCUUUUUGCUGUAUAUUCCAGACUAUACUGACUACGUGAGAGUAAGAAAUUACCUCCAUGAAAGGACAACCCUGCUUUUCGGUGACGUCAACGAAUACUCAAGUCAACGGCGCCUGACGUCCAGAAGGUCGCUCUUCCAGCAAGGCCGUCUCAAGGUCUUAUUGUACACAGAGAGAUUGCACCAUUUCAGGAGAUACGACAUAAAAGGUGUCAAAAAUGUGAUUUUCUACAAACCACCUUCCAAUCCAGAAUUUUAUCAAGAAGUCGUAAGAUUUAUCGGCCGAAGUGCCUUCCACGGUGUUGCGGAUCUGAACAUAUCUGUUGUCAGAUGCCUAUUUUCCAAACUUGACAGCUUAGCUUUGGAAAAGAUUGUAGGAUCCCAGAGGGCUGCCGUGUUGACCCAUGGCCAAAAUGAAGUUUACGAAUUUAAAUAG
Messenger RNA from Lachancea mirantina, 2130 nucleotides. The record is from the annotation of a GenBank genome assembly. Lineage: Eukaryota; Fungi; Ascomycota; Saccharomycetes; Saccharomycetales; Saccharomycetaceae.